Molecule: messenger RNA, 2658 nt
Organism: Cryptomeria japonica (Japanese cedar)
Lineage: Eukaryota; Viridiplantae; Streptophyta; Pinopsida; Cupressales; Cupressaceae
Product: shaggy-related protein kinase epsilon
Exons: 13
Coding region: 701-2092 (463 amino acids)
Biological process (GO): signal transduction; protein phosphorylation
Cellular component (GO): cytoplasm
Molecular function (GO): protein serine/threonine kinase activity; ATP binding
Source: RefSeq, a predicted model, not a curated record
GGACUGAUCCAAUGGCUCCCAAAUAUUAGUUUGACCACAACUAACUUCCAUUGUAAGUUACUACACUCAAAUACAGUAUACUGAGCUUGUAGUUGGAAAUAUACCCAAUUAGAUAAGUUCGCUUGUAUUCCGGUCAAGGAGACUCCCCGCACAAGGGUCCAGAUCAGCUUUCCAAAUCUGAGUAAUUCAACCUACUUACCCAUUACAAUUUUGGGAUAUUUUAGGCAUUGAGUUUGAUGGUGAUCAGGGCGACAAUCAUAACGAAUGUUUAGUACGGAGGGCAUGAAAAUGGUUAGGGCAUAGGAAGGGGGUUUUGGGGUCUAGAGGAGUGCUUCUGCUGUUAAGAGUUGGGCGAGAGAAAGGGAAGAAUGAUAGGUGCCGGGAUAUGAUAACAACACCAAUAUGAACAUCAAUAGUAACAGUGAAAAGAGCAUCAUUACAUUUUGCUCUUCUUCGUCGACGUUAUCAUCAUCUGCUGGCUCUCUGUUCGUUCUCACAAGUAUUUCUUGCCUCCCCAGUAACAUUCAUACUUAUUGAGAAAUGGAUCUCUUACAAUAGUGGUGGUCUCAAAUGUAUUCUCUUCUCAAUUCAGGAUAAGAAUACAAAACCCACUUGUGAUUGCUAGGAUUCGAAUCUGCAAUAGGGAAAGAGAUAGAGGAACAUGGUGGCAACAAGCUUGACAUGAAGUGAGACCAUCACCAUGAAAAAGGUGAAAAACGAACAUGCAUCUGAGCUAAAAGUUUCUCACAAAGAUGGGAAGAAAGCAUAUAUUGCUGACGGUUCAGUAGGGACAUCCAAGAAAAUCAGUAAGCAUAAUAUUUUUUUGGAGUCUGCACAUGAUGGACCCUCAAAAAUAAAUACCAGCAAUGUAGUUCCUCCAGGGGAAGGGAUGUCAACUACAGUGGAUGAUAUCCUUCCAAAGGAGAUGAAGGAGCUGAAGAUUGGUGAUGACAAGAGCAAUAGUCUUGAUGAGAAGGAAAUGGAUGCCCCUGUAGUUGAUGAAAAUUUUACUGACGUUGGACAAAUUAUUGUGACAACCAUAUGUGGGAAUAGUGGACAGCCUAAGCAGACUGUGAGUUACAAGGCUGAACGGGUUGUAGGCACUGGUUCCUUUGGGAUUGUCUUUCAGGCUAAGUGCUUAGAGACUGGUGAGACAGUAGCCAUCAAAAAGGUCCUGCAGGACAGACGAUAUAGAAAUCGUGAAUUGCAAACGAUGCGCCAUCUGGAUCAUCCCAAUGUUGUAACUCUAAAGAACUGUUUUUAUUCUACUUCUGAAAAUGAUGAAGUCUACCUGAACCUGGUACUUGAGUAUGUACCAGAAACAGUUUAUCGCAUUGCAAAGCACUAUGCCAGAAUGACACAGAGGAUUCCUCUGAUUUAUGUAAAAUUAUAUGCUUAUCAGAUAUGCAGGUCAUUGGCUUAUAUUCAUGGUGCAAUUGGUGCAUGUCAUAGGGAUAUAAAGCCACAAAAUCUUUUGGUCAAUCCUCAGACACACCAGCUCAAACUAUGUGACUUUGGAAGUGCAAAAGUUCUGGUCAAGGGUGAACCAAAUAUAUCCUAUAUUUGCUCACGGUAUUAUAGAGCUCCUGAACUCAUUUUUGGAGCCACCGAGUAUACAACUGCUAUUGAUAUAUGGUCAACAGGAUGUGUUAUGGCUGAGCUGCUUCUUGGUCAGCCAUUAUUCCCUGGUGAGAGUGGAGUAGAUCAACUAGUGGAGAUAAUUAAGAUUCUUGGCACUCCCACUCGAGAGGAGAUCAAAUGCAUGAAUCCUAAUUAUACAGAGUUCAAGUUUCCACAGAUAAAGGCCCACCCUUGGCACAAGGUUUUCAACAAGCGAGUUCCUGCGGAGGCUGUUGAUCUUAUCGCAAGACUUCUUCAAUACUCACCACACCUCCGUUGCAAUGCGCUUGAAGCAUGUACACAUCCCUUUUUUGAUGAGCUUCGAGAUCCCAACACCCAUUUGCCCAAUGGCCGUCCGUUGCCCCCAUUGUUCAACUUCAAACCACCUGAAUUGAAAGGGGCUUCUCCGGACAUACUUCAAAGAUUAAUUCCUGAGUUUGCAAGAAAGCAGUGUCCUUUUCUUGACCUUUAAUUGCUCAUUCUUUAUGGUACACUUUGACUCUCCUUGUAAGGGAAGGUGACGAUUUCCGAUUAUUAUAUGGUUGUAUAUGGGAAGUAAGGAACGUGGAUGUUGGUUGCGAUCGAAGGCCUGUUAUUUAUCCUUGUCCUGGGCUUAGUCACUGCAGACAAAAGAUUGUAUUGGAUGUAUUGGAUGAGCAUUGGUCACUGCAGACAAAAGAUGGCCCAUGUUGUUGCAAUAAUGUCAAAGUAAGCUAUCAAACAAAAUUCCGUUUAAUUAUAUAACCUAUCCUUGGAACUUGAUGAUCUCUUGUAAACUGUUAAAUUGUAUCCGAAGGAAAAAAAGAAGCAGCAGCAAUGGAUUAAAUGAUAUCGAUGCCAGCUUUGAGCUUCAUGAUUGCUUGCAACUUAUGGCUUCUAAACUUUACACAUUCUUAAUGAUGUUUAUUCAUCAGUUCUUUGUACUCUAAUUUUUGUCUCUCAUAUGAGGGAAGGACAUGUUUUUCAGCGAAUAUUUCACAGACUGAAUGGAUGAGUCUUUAACUUUAAAAGAUUUAUUAGGCAUACAACUUGCUGCUA